UUUAUCAUACGAAGAUAAUGAAACAUAUUUCGGUUGUUUGAUUAUUUUUCGGGUGGAGUCGCUCUGCUGCUAUGGAAGGCCAGAAGGAGGAGAACGCGAGCGCGUUACUGCCGUGUGACAGGCCGCCGUAGCCGAACGUGACAUACGCAGCUGGCGCGAGAUGUACAUGUGAAACAAACGUCGUUGAACCCCAUCUUUAAACUUCUGCAGUGUUUUAAUGGAGAACAUUAACGCCAAAUACAUAUCACAGAAGAUCAGUAAGACCCGAUGGCGGCCUGUUUCUGCGGCUUCACUGCAGCAGCCGGAGGUGUUCGCCACAGGAUCAUGGGACAACGAGAAUAACAGAGUGACGAUCUGGUCCCUGGGGGAUCAUGGAGGGUCACACAUGGACGGAGAGUUUGAGGAAGAUCCUCAGUUACUGUGCGAGUCCAAACAUGAUGGGGAUGUGAUGGAUCUGAAGUUUCUAGAUCAGGACAGGCUUGUUUCUGCAUCAUCAUGUGGGGCCGUGACCAUCUUUAAACUUAAGUCUGACUGUCAGGCUCUGUCAGUGGCUCACGUGUGGGAGAGAGCUCAUCUGUACUCGUGUGAUAAAGCACCCUGCACUGCUGUAGUGUGCCGGAGCCCUGAAAUUGUGUCAGUGGGCGAGGACGGGCGAAUUAUUCUCUACAAAGCAGAUCAGACUGAAGUUCUCCGUGUUAUUGAGAAUGCAGACAGCAGUACGAUUCACGGCGUGACGUUUCUGAGGACGACAGAAGUUCUCACAGUAAAUUCAAUCGGUCAGCUGAAGAUGUGGGACUUCAGACAGCAGAGCGACAGUCCUGCACAGAUUCUUUCUCUCACUGGAGACAGACUCCCUCUUCACUGUGUGGAUAAACACCCAAACCAACAGCACAUCGUGGCCACAGGAGGACAGGACGGGAUGUUGGGUAUCUGGGACGUCAGACAGGGCAACACGCCCUUGUCUCUCACAGAGGCUCAUUCAGCAGAAAUAUGGGAGGUUCAUUUUCAUCCGUCGAACCCCAAUCACUUAUUCACCUGCUCGGAGGACGGAUCUCUGCUGCACUGGGAGACGACAUCAGCCUCCGACAUGAGCUCACUGCUGCAGAGGGGUUGGAACAACAGGGUGAUGUCACACAGCAGCGUCCAGCCGACGGGCGGGGACGAGUCUCUGGUCAGCACUUGGCUCACUGGAGACUCCAGUAAAAGUCGACUGGAGGCGACUCACAUGCUGCCCAGUCAGACCAUGGCUGUUAACAGUCUGGAUGUGCUGGAGCAGUGUUUAGUGUGCGGCACAGAUGGAGAGGCCGUCUACAUGCACACACAAAUCCCUGUCUGAUUUACGACUAACCAUUGUACGCUUGUAAUAUUUUUUAUAUAUGCUACAUUUCUUUUCUAUCGAUUGAAACUGAAAUGGAAUGAUUGAGUCAUUAAAACAGCAGUGUUUACA
This is a messenger RNA of Triplophysa rosa, 1447 nucleotides long. RefSeq names its product nucleoporin 43 (gene nup43). The record is from RefSeq and is a predicted model, not a curated record. Gene Ontology annotation, cellular component: nuclear pore outer ring. Bases 218 to 1336 code for a protein of 372 amino acids. NCBI's taxonomy places the organism in Eukaryota, Metazoa, Chordata, Actinopteri, Cypriniformes, Nemacheilidae. The transcript is spliced from 9 exons. Gene Ontology annotation, molecular function: protein binding.